UCCUCCAAGGCAAGAGCUACUAAGAAAUCUAAAAAAUCAAAAAUGUUCGCUUCAAAAGUUGUGGUUCUUGGCUUCCUCGUGGGAUUCGCCGCUGCAUCAGAAGAAGGAAAAGCGGUGGCAACUAAAAGAGGACUCACCGGUCUGGCUUAUCCUGUCUUCCCCGCCGGCUGGAACCCUGGAUCUGCACCAGUUUGGCCUCCAGCGGGUCUAGGAUGGCCUCUUUCAGCCGAACUUCCCGCCCUGACGAACCAAAUCACUGGAGGGUCUCACUACCCUGGAUCCUUGGGACAGCCAGAACUCAAUUUUGCCAAAGGCGCCGCUCAUACCAUCGCACUUCAUUCUGCCCAUGCUGUAAACGCCGCCGAAGUCACAGCCGCCCUCCAAGCCGCCAAGGAAGCUUCAGCCGCCGCCGCGAUCGCUCAACAGAGAGUCCAACAGGCCAAAGAAACAGUCCUCAUCCAGCAGAAGAUCGCCGCCGCUAAAGAAGCAGCCGCCGCCGCUGCCAUCCAGAGGUCCGAAGCCGCUGCAGCCACAGCCGCAGCCAUCCAAAGAUCCGAAGCCGCCGCCGCAGCUAUCCACAGACAAGAGGCCGCAGCCGCAGCAGCAGCCGCUCUCCAGAGGUCUGAAGCCGCUGCCGCCGCAGCAGCCGCGAUCCAGAGAUCACAAGCUGCCGCUCACGCCAUUCACAAGACUGCUGCAAAAGCUGCCGCAGCCACAGCAGCGCUCAACCACGCCGCCGCCGCAGCCAGGCCAGUAGAAUACGGACCCUGGGGCUAAGCAUUAAGUUCAAUUACAACCUACAAAUUGUU
This is a messenger RNA of Cimex lectularius (bed bug), 809 nucleotides long. Its product is annotated as antifreeze protein Maxi. The transcript is spliced from 4 exons. The coding region runs from base 43 to 777 and encodes 244 amino acids. The record is from RefSeq and is a predicted model, not a curated record. Lineage: Eukaryota; Metazoa; Arthropoda; Insecta; Hemiptera; Cimicidae.